AUGCUAAAAAUGACAAACGCAGUCUGUGAGUCGUACAAUAAAACGUGGGUUGUUUUCGAUCUCUGCCGUUUGAAAGUAUUUGGACGCAACCAAAUUAAUUUGAAUAUUGUAUUCAACAUACUACAUCCGAUCGAUAAUAUUUUGGUAAGAUUGCAGGUGGUUAAAAAAGCAAAUGGGUAUAAGCCCUGGCUCAUGGACUAUACCUUCAAUGGUUGUGAAUAUAUGCGUAGGAGAAGUCAACCAUUUGCUAAAUUAAUUUCUGAGAUGAUCAAGGACUUUACAACGGUUAAUCAUACGUGUCCUUAUCUGGUAUAA
This is a messenger RNA of Scaptodrosophila lebanonensis, 315 nucleotides long. RefSeq lists its product as uncharacterized. The transcript has a single exon. Bases 1 to 315 code for a protein of 104 amino acids. The record is from RefSeq and is a predicted model, not a curated record. Lineage: Eukaryota; Metazoa; Arthropoda; Insecta; Diptera; Drosophilidae.